AAAUGCACAUAAUUUUUUAAAAAACACUAUUUUAUUACAUUCUUGUCAAAACAUUUUGCUAUUGACUAUGAGGUAACAAGAUUUAGAAUGGAAGGUGAUCGAAACGUGAUUUUGAAUUGUCUGAAUUAAAUGCGGAUCAAUUAUUAUUUGUGGCCUUCAUCAAUGAGUGUGUCAGUGGUAGACAACCGACUCUUUUAGUUUCCUGUUUAAGAAACUUUAAAUCGAGAUUUCAUUUUUUUAAGAACUAGUAUUAUAACACGUUUUGAACACGGAGUGAACCAUGUCGUGCAAAAAUCAUAGAAAUUUACUGCACUUUUACAUUUAAUUUAUUACUCUUUUUGUUCAAGAGCAGUAUGGUUGAACCAAAAGAAGAAAUUCAAAUGUUCUUCUCUUCUCAUCGGCUUUCACUAUCUUAAUGCAUGUUGAUUAAUUAACCUUUUUUUUUGUCUUCCUAUUUUUCACCAUCAUCCAAAAACUGCGACGCUAACGCUUAUUUUACGUAAAGGUACAUUACAACUACAACAUGAGCAUAUUGUUGAAAUGUUACACAUGCGUUAUUUAGUUUGUCGUGUCCACCAACUCCUGAUCUUUAAACUGGGAUGUGCACUUGUAAAAAUGUAAACGAGUAAUGUUGUUAUAUUCGUUAUUCAAUGUCUCGUUUCCGUCAACUGCUGAUUUUGAAACUUGGAGCUUCACCUACCUUAUAUUUUAUAAAAGUAAUUGACAAAACCUAGACGACCAGUUGGUAGGUAGGAGGUAGGUGGCACGUUGACGUCACGACGCCCAGAUCGACCACGGCACCACGCAAGAUGAAGAAAACCUGGUAAAUAAAAAACUUAAAACUUCAUUCGUGUUGCUAAUAGCAACUCGAUCUAUUGAUAGUUGUUGACAAUAAGCAGUGGCGCAGUAUUAUUGUAAUGUGUUUGAAGCUUAGAUAUGGUUGCAGAGGAAUAUUUUCAAAAAAAGUCCUUCGAACGGUUCGAAAUGUAAGAUUCAUUCAUUCACCGAAGAAACGAGUCAAAUGAUGGAAGAAGAAAAUGUCAAUUGACCCAUCCCCAGUAACGUCCACCUGCAGAAGAAAACGCCAGUUUGCAUUUCACAAUCGAAGGUCACGGAAAUCAUUACGUAAAACUGUCAAUGCGGUGGUGUGGAGGUUGAGUAAGAAAGGGAGGUGUUACAAAACCAUUUGGUAUUCAUUUUGAUUUUGGUUUUUGUAGACCCAUCCCCAGCAACGUCAACCUAAAGAAGGAAAGGCCAGUUUGCAUUUUCUUCAUGCUCGAAGGUCACGGAGAUCAUUUCGUAAAACGUGUCAUGCGACGGGGUAGAGGUUGGGUGCGAACGGGACGAUUUACACCAUUAUUAAGUAGGUACAAUAUCCGCAAGGCUCGAGUUGAGAGGUAAGGGUGAGAAAAAGUCGUAUAAAUGGAGAGAGAAAAGGCAAAGGAAAGUUAGUCGAGUGAGCAUCUCCGCCACGGCAACAACUGUAGGCGCAUCAUUUGUCAUUUCACCAACUGCCGUCUUCAUCGUAUUGCUAGUAAUUAUGGUUAACUAUGGCGUUGUGUUGCUGUUGGGUGUUGUCAUCGAUGUCGACCAAAGGAGAGAGAAAAGGCGAUAGAAAUCCGUAGAGUGAACGUCUAACAUGGCAACAACUGUAUCGCACUAUUUGUCACCAGCUGCCUUCUUCAUCUUAUCAGUUGGCAAUCACAGUAAACUGUGCCGUUUUGGUUAUUGUGUCGUUGAUGGCUGGGAUGGCGACUGGUUUACCGAUGUCUCAUGCGCAUGGCCGGUACCAAACCGCAACGCCGCUGUCUUACUGCACAGAUUAACCAUGCUUAACAAUUGGUAAUUACACCACCAAGAGUCCAGAUAAUUACACCACAGCUACUACACCGAAUCCCCGAAUUAACUAUGGGUCGUAGUGCUGUUGGGUGUCGUGUCAUUAAUGACUGGGCCGACUGCAGGUGUACCGAUAUCUUCUGAGAAUGUUGGAUACUAAACCGCGACGCUGCUGCCCUACUACACAACGAAGUCAACAUACGCAAACUCUACUUACUACGCCGAGUCCCCUAAGUACUACACCAGCAAGGCUCAAGAGUUUCGCGACAGAUUACACUGCCUCGACUUACAUCAUCAAAGCGCCUAAGCACUACACCACCGAAGCUCCCAACUACAACACCAAGUAUACUGCCCCAGCUUAUUACACCGAAGCCCACAAGAACUACUCUGCCCCGAGCUACACCACCAAGGCAGCGGAGUACUACACCACCAAGGCAGCGGAGUACUACACCACCAAGGCAGCGGAGUACUACACCACCAAGGCAGCGGAGUACUACACCACCAAGGCAGCGGAGUACUACACCACCAAGGCAGCGGAGUACUACACCACCAAGGCAGCGGAGUACUACACCACCAAGGCAGCGGAGUACUACACCACCAAGGCAGCGGAGUACUACACCACCAAGGCAGCGGAGUACUACACCACCAAGGCAGCGGAGUACUACACCACCAAGGCAGCGGAGUACUACACCACCAAGGCAGCGGAGUACUACACCACCAAGGCAGCGGAGUACUACACCACCAAGGCAGCGGAGUACUACACCACCAAGGCAGCGGAGUACUACACCACCAAGGCAGCGGAGUACUACACCACCAAGGCAGCGGAGUACUACACCACCAAGGCAGCGGAGUACUACACCACCAAGGCAGCGGAGUACUACACCACUUCGUAUGCUGCCCAUCCUCUUACACCGAGACUCUUUAAGUACUACUCCGUUCCCAGCUACUAUACCGAUGCUCCAGCUUAUUACGCCACUAAAGCGGUCAAAUGCUACACCGGAAAUACUUCUCUACCCAGAAUUACUACACAGCGGCUGUUCCUUCGUACUACGUAGAGCAGAAACACUGCACUGAGGCUCAAGUUUACUACACUACAACUUACGCUACAACUUACGCUACACCUAGGUACUACACCGAAGUCCCUAAGUACUACACCAAAGAGGCUGCAUAUUACACAACUCACGCUGCUCUCAGCUGCUACACUGAAGCUCUCAAGUACCACUCUACCAAGGGACCUUUUUAUUAUACCAUUACUUACGCUGAUCUGACCUGCUACACCGAAGAUCCGAAGUAUUCUACUGCCUGACUUACUACACCACUAAGGCACCUGGAUAUUACGUCACAACUUAUGCUUCUCCAGUUUACUACAGGGAGGUUCUUAAAUUCUAGAGCCGAAAUUUAUGUUUUGUUUCAAUUUGUUCAGAUUUCUCGGCUAUGUCAAAAUAGUAACUAGUCACUUGGAAUUAUGUUGAUCACUUAAAUGAGCAAAUACAUUAUUUAAUGGUAAA
This is a messenger RNA of Daphnia pulex (common water flea), 3344 nucleotides long. RefSeq lists its product as uncharacterized. The record is from RefSeq and is a predicted model, not a curated record. Bases 1983 to 2891 code for a protein of 302 amino acids. NCBI's taxonomy places the organism in Eukaryota, Metazoa, Arthropoda, Branchiopoda, Diplostraca, Daphniidae. The transcript is spliced from 5 exons.